UGUCAAUGUCAAAAUUUCCUUUUACUCUGUUUUCCGAUUUGCAAAAGACGUGUGCUUUUGGAAAAAUUAUCCUGAAUGACUGAAAAAUGGCAGAUUCAGAGGUUCUUAAAAAAUUAAAGGAUAUUCCAUUCAAAAUACAGACCGCUAGUUUGAAAGAAAGACGUGCAGUUAUCGAAGAAAUUCAGGAUGUUUUAUCAACACCAGGUAUCACCGAAGCAGUAGUGCGUUUUGUGUGCCGUGUAGUAGCAUCGACACUCCAUCGAUAUCGUGACUCAACAUCCCAGUCCUAUGUAAAGGGCUUGCUAGUGUAUCUAGCCAGCCACCACCGUGAAUGGACACUCAAAAACUUGUUGCCUGUAUUGUUUGACAUCUCCGAACAGCUCAGGAAUACAGCUACCUCCAAAAGUAUAUGCCAGAGCGGAUUAUAUGUGCUCCGAUGGUCGACGGUGGUGGCUGAAAGUGCGCUGAAGAACGUGGAAGCAGAUGGAGUAGACUACAAUGCACUCGUACUUGCUCAAGCAAACCUGUUGGCCGCCGUCACUGCCUAUGGCGAUCACAGGAAAAAUGAGAAAGCUUAUACAGUGCUUCACACUUCAUGGAGUGCUAUCGGGGCGGACCGUCUGGGCAAGUGGGUGGAGGCGCUGGUGUCGCAGCCGGCGGACGCGGGCCCGCACGUGUGCGUGGCGCUGUCCGCACUGUGUCGACACUGCAGGCAGCGGGGCGAGGAAGGCACGCUGACUGCACACAAGGCAAAAAUGCUGGAAUGUUUUACAAAGAGCUUAAUCAAUGUAAAAAGUCGACCAAACGCCAAUUACAUCCGUGGAUGCGCCGAGCUUUUACACACUCUAGACGAAAAAGAGGUAUGUGAUACUCUGGUGCCGGCGUUACAAAAGGCCAUGUUGCGCAGCCCGGAGACCGCUGCGCAGGCCGUGGGCGAGGUGAUGGCAGCCCUGCAUCUGCCCCUCGCUGCGCCAGCAUUGGAUAUAGGGAAAGGGCUCAUCGUGAAUCUACAUUCCAAGGACGAAUGGGUGCGAGUGGAAGCGCUGGCAGCGCUGCGUCGUCUAGCGCACCGCUGCAGCGACCUGGCCACAGCGCGAGCGCUGCUCAAGCACGUGUUCGCCGAGUACAACGGCGCUAGUGGGAAGCUCACCUCCAGCGAGGAUAAGAUAGCUGUCCUUAACGGCGUGAGCGCUCUUAGCGAACUCUGCGUCGUCGGAUCGGAACGCACGCAGUUGCUGGAGGAAGCUGUCAGUCAAACGGCGCGCGUUUUGGACAGCGAAUCGCACGAGCGCACCCUCUGCGCUGCGCUCGAGGCGCUGCGUCACUGGGCCACCACGCCGCGUGUCCCACUGUGCGCCGCGCUCCCGCGCAUGUACCAGAAAAACCUGUCAGCGAAGAGCACAACGCAGCUGGUCCGCAUCGCGUACACGUCGUUGAUAGCGCUGGGGCUGCACGCGGGCGGGGCCGAGCCGGGGGACGGCGCCGCUCUACGCCCGCUCCUCACUAAAGCAGUCGACAAGGCGGUGCAGCAACCAACGCAGCCGCUAGUGGUGAGCGAGGGAAUCAGCGCGAUGCUGGGACUCGUAGCUUUGGACUCUGAGCGCGCGCUGCCCACUACUGGGGCGUGGGCAGCGCUGACCCAUCCCACUCGCCCGACGAUACUGCACGAGCGAGCGCUCGCCGCGGCGCCCGACGACGUCCUAAUACAGGUGGUGUUGCUAUGCAGAACAUUGUUGGAAAACUACCCAUGUGUUGCCAGUGAACAGAACUCGCCUGUAUAUAAAGCAUUUAUACUAGUCUUAUUGUCGCCAAUCAAAGCCGUCCGCGACGCGGCGUUAGAAGAAGUUAAAUCUUUAUUAGCUAAUGAAGAAAGAGCCCUAUUGGCAAAGUAUUUAGUUACAAAAUUAAAUGAAGUCUUAGAAGAAGGAAAAAUAUUUACGUCAAAAGAGAAGACGCCUCCAGAGGAGAAAACGUCAGAUGUCACUGGGAAAAUGAUACUAGAUUGUGUUCAAGCGCUGUGUUCAUAUAAAGAGUAUCCUACCCUGGACGCUCAGAACUUGGCCCUAGCGGCGUUGUCUUGCUGCCAUCACCCGCUAGUGGCGAGCACCCAAAGGAGAGCGUGGCAGAAGAUGUGCUCGCGCCUGCGACUCGACCCGCAGAAACUGGUCGGACUGUACGCCUCCACACUAAAGGAUGCAUACCUCGACCCGUAUACGCCCAGCCAGACAACGUGGAACGUGGUCCGGACAUUAGUGGAGGCGAAUCCGGAAGCGAUAGCAGGCGCCGCCAUUCAGGUGGCGUUGGACGCGCUUCUCGAUCCGGCGCUACUGCGAGUCACACGCGACGAAUACUUCACCUACCUCACGCCGCCGGGGGAUCUUUACGACAAGAGCACCGUGCCAGGAAAUGAAGAUAGUAAAGAAAUGAAUUUGAAGCGAGAAAGCAAAGCGUACAGUUAUAAAGAGCAACUUGAAGAGUUGCAGCUACGACGAGAACUUGAGGAGAAGAAAAAGAAACAGGGCAAAGUUAAAGAGGUCCCGUUAUCAGCGAAACAGAAAGAAGCCAUAAAAGCUCAAUUGGCCAAAGAGAGUGCUAUACGGGAAAGAUUAAGUGCAUUGAACUCGCGCGUGGUAGCGGCUACGCAACUAGUGGGGGCAGUGUCGGCGGGUAGCGCUCGCGCUGUGGGGACGCGGGCCCGGGCGCUGCUGCCCGCGCUACUGGCCGCCACGCGCAGCCCGCUGGCCGCGCCCGCGCUGGUGCCCGCCGUGCUGCAGCUGCGGGCGCCGCUGCUGCCCGCGCACGCGCUGCUGGGCGACACUGUGGCGCGCGUCACUAUCAGGUACUACUGGCCGCCACACGCAGCCCGCUGGCCGCGCCCGCGCUGGUGCCCGCCGUGCUGCAGCUGCGGGCGCCGCUGCUGCCCGCGCACGCGCUGCUGGGCGACACUGUGGCGCGCGUCACUAUCAGGUACUACUGGCCGCCACACGCAGCCCGCUGGCCGCGCCCGCGCUGGUGCCCGCCGUGCUGCAGCUGCGGGCGCCGCUGCUGCCCGCGCACGCGCUGCUGGGCGACACUGUGGCGCGCGUCACUAUCAGGUACUACUGGCCGCCACGCGCAGUCCGCUGGCCGCGCCCGCGCUGGUGCCCGCCGUGCUGCAGCUGCGGGCGCCGCUGCUGCCCGCGCACGCGCUGCUGGGCGACACUGUGGCGCGCGUCACUAUCAGACUACACAACCCACAAUGCGAUCUGGACCCGAGCUGGGAGGAGGAAGAUCUAGACAGCGCAACAGUACGGACCAUUAACAUGACGCACGCGGCCACUGUCUCGUUGAAAAACCCCGACGAGGAGGAACCUUCGCCGAAAAGCUACUUUACCGCACCCGGGUUCUGCUACAUAUUCCCGCUGCUUAAAAUGGGUUUGACCCGUUCAUCGACGCGUGUGGACGAAGUGACUAUGGUGUACGGACUGCAAGUGAUCGCGCAUCAUGCUGCUAUAGUGCCUCAGCCCGCGCUAAUGCCCAUCGACCAUAUGUUCCGACUACUCAUCGACCUUAUUAGCAGUACAAGUGGUCGCGUGCAGGCAGCGUGCACCGUGGCCCUGCUGGAAGCUGCGUCGUGCGCGUCACGCGGCGGAGUCUCGCGAGAAGACGUCGCGUGUCUGUUGGCCGGCUUACAGAACCCACUUGAGGUGGUCCGCGAUGCAGCGCUGCGUGCUUUGCUUCGGGUAGUAGACGGAUUGCCGAGCGUGCUCGAGGACCCGGAAUGCGCGUUGGAAGUCACGGAACGAUUACUAGUCGCUACCUUCGAUGUCGCAGAAGAUAACAAGAAGUUAGCUGAAGACCUCUGGUCUCGCCUGCCACUCGCCCAGCAAUGGAGUCGCGAGCCCGAGCUCAUGGGGCUAGUGUUACAUGACGUACAGCAUCCCGCGGAACCUAUUCAAAGAGCGGCUGCGAAGGCACUCGCCGCGUUAGUGAAACGGGACCCUGACCCCGCGGCGCCUGCGAGGGCUGCGCAACAACUGCAAAGGAUGUACUCCGAAAAGCUGCCCUUAAUCCCGGCGAAGCUGGACCAGUUCGGUCACGUAGUGGAGGGUGCCGUAGACGAAUGGGGGGCCCGACGGGGGGCCGGCGUAGCCCUGGGGGCUUUGGCUGAACUACUGGCCCCUCACCAUGUGCCUGACGCCAUCACCUUCUACGUGGAGCGCGGGCUGGCUGACAGGCAUGAAGCCGUGCGGGCGGAGAUGCUUACUGCCGCCAUGGCCGUCGUUGAACUACACGGGAAGGAAACGCUAAGCAGCCAGUUGCCGGUAUUCGAGAACUUCCUCGACAAGGCGCCCAAGUCCGGCGGCUACGAUGCCGUGCGGCAGAGUGUGGUGCUGUUAGUGGGGUCUCUGGCGCGGCACCUGGAGCCCGGCGACGCGCGCAUCAAGCCCAUCACGCUGAGGCUGGUGGCUGCACUCUCCACGCCCAGCCAGCAGGUGCAAGAAGCCGUAAGCAACUGUUUGCCGCACUUGGUGAGCUCGCCCGCUCUCGAAGACGAGAUCCCCGCCAUCAUGAACAAACUCAUGAAGCAGCUGCUCACCGCCGAGAAGUACGGCGACAGGAAGGGUGCUGCAUAUGGUAUAGCUGGUAUAAUCAAAGGACUAGGCAUCCUGUCACUGAAGCAGCUAGACGUUAUGGGAAAACUCACCGAAGCUAUACAAGAGAAGAAGAACUAUAAGUAUCGAGAAGGCGCACUCUUCGGCUUCGAAAUGUUGUGCUACAAACUGGGCCGUCUAUUCGAGCCGUACAUUGUGCACGUGCUGCCCCACCUGCUGCUCUGCUUCGGGGACAGCUCGCAGUACGUGCGCGCUGCAGCAGACGACACCGCCAAGCUCAUCAUGAGCAAGCUUAGCGCGCACGGAGUCAAGCUCGUACUGCCUUCACUGCUGCAGGCACUCCAGGACGACAACUGGCGCACUAAGGCCGGUUCGAUCGAGUUGUUGGGUGCGAUGGCUUACUGCGCUCCCAAGCAGCUAUCGUCUUGCUUACCAUCCAUCGUGCCCAAACUGAUCGAGGUUCUGAGCGAUUCUCACAUGCGUGUACAAGAAGCGGGGGCCGAAGCGCUCAAGGUCAUCGGCUCCGUCAUCAGGAACCCCGAGAUUCAGGCCAUCGUGCCAGUGCUACUGCAAGCACUACAAGACCCCUCUAAUAAGACUUCGGCAUGCCUCCAAACUCUGUUAGACACGAAGUUCGUGCACUUCAUCGAUGCACCGUCACUCGCGCUCAUAAUGCCCGUAGUGCAACGCGCGUUCUUGGACCGCAGUACGGAGACGCGCAAGAUGGCCGCGCAGAUCAUAGGCAACAUGUAUUCGCUUACUGAUCAAAAGGAUCUGAUGCCUUAUCUGCCUAACAUCAUUCCUGGAUUGAAGAGCUCGCUUCUAGAUCCUGUGCCAGAGGUGCGUUCUGUAUCGGCGCGAGCUUUGGGCGCGAUGGUAAAAGGCAUGGGGGAGAGCAGCUUCGAAGAGUUGCUGCCGUGGUUGAUGCACACUUUAACAUCGGAGUCCAGCUCCGUGGACCGCUCCGGGGCUGCGCAGGGGCUGUCCGAGGUGGUGGCCGGCCUGGGGGUGCACAAGCUGCACAAGAUAAUGCCAGAUAUAAUCGCCACAGCGGAACGCACCGACAUCGCGCCGCACGUGAAGGACGGCUACAUAAUGAUGUUCAUAUACAUGCCGGGCGCUUUCACCGACGAGUUCACUCCUUACAUCGGCCAAAUCAUCAACCCCAUCCUCAAAGCGCUCGCCGACGAGAACGAAUACGUGCGCGAGACCGCACUCAAAGCGGGCCAACGCAUAGUAACCCUGUACGCAGAAUCCGCGAUAACACUUCUCCUACCAGAGUUGGAACGCGGCCUUUUCGACGACAACUGGCGUAUCAGAUAUUCCUCCGUACAACUAUUAGGAGAUCUCCUCUACCGUAUCUCGGGGGUUUCCGGUAAAAUGAGCACGGAAACGGCGUCGGAGGACGACAACUUCGGUACUGAACACUCGCACAAGGCUAUAAUGAGCGCGCUCGGUGCUGAGCGCCGGAAUCGCGUGUUGGCCGGACUUUAUAUGGGCCGCAGCGAUGUAGCGCUCAUGGUACGACAGGCGGCACUUCACGUAUGGAAGGUUGUAGUGACGAACACUCCUAAGACCUUACGCGAGAUUCUGCCGACUCUAUUCGGGCUGCUGCUGGGAUGCCUCGCCUCCACCAGCUACGACAAGAGACAGGUGGCUGCGCGAACGCUCGGCGAUCUCGUCAGGAAGUUGGGCGAACGCGUCUUACCGGAGAUAGUGCCGAUCUUGGAGCGCGGGCUGCGGUCGGAAAGAGCUGACCAGCGGCAGGGAGUCUGCAUCGGAUUGGGAGAGAUCCUCGCCUCCACUUCCAGGGAUGCGGUGCUCAGCUUCGCCGACGGAUUGGUACCGACAGUCCGCACGGCGUUAUGCGACCCUCUGCCCGAAGUGCGGUUAGCAGCGGCGCGUACAUUCGACAGCCUGCACGCCACUAUAGGCAACAAGGCCCUCGACGACAUCUUACCGCACAUGCUGCGGAAUCUGCACCACCCGGACCCUUUGGUGGCCGAUGCUACCUUAGACGGACUCAAACAGAUAAUGGCGAUAAAGUCGCGCGCGGUGCUGCCGUACCUGGUGCCGGUGCUGACCGCGGGCGGCGGCGGCGAGGGCGCGGUGGACACGCGCGCGCUCUCCGCGCUGGCGGCCGCCGCGGGCGCCGCGCUGGGCCGACAUCUGCCGCGCGUGCUGCCCGCGCUGCUGGCCGCGCUCGUGGCCGCGCGCCACUCCCCGCACGAGGCGCGCGAGCUCGACCACUGCCGCGACGCGCUGCUGCCCGUCGCCGACCCCGCCGGCGUGCGCUGCAUAAUCGACACGCUGCUGGAGUGGGUGCGCACGAUGGAUGAGGAGAAGCGUCGCGCGGGCGCAGCGCUGCUGUGCGCGUUCGUGACGCACACGCGCGCGGACCUAUCGCCGCACGUGCCGGCGCUCAUCCGCGGCCUGAUCCUACUGCUGGCCGGCGACGAGCGCGACGUGCUGCAGAUGGCGUGGGAGGCGCUGGCGGCCGUGACGCGCUCGCUGGACGCGGAGCGGAUGGUGGCGCACGUGAGCGACGUGCGGCACGCGCUGCGUGUGGCCGCCGCGGACCUGCCGCCGCCCCGUCUGCUGCCCGGCUUCUGUCUGCCCAAGGGUAUAGCGCCGAUCCUGCCCCUAUUCCGCGAGUCGAUCCUGAACGGCUUACCCGAAGACAAGGAGAAUGCGGCACUGAUGCUGGGCGAAGUGAUCAAGCUGACGUCACCGGCUGCCAUCCAGCCCUCCGUGGUGCACAUCACGGGUCCGCUCAUCCGUAUCCUCGGCGACCGGUUCAACUCCAGCGUGAAGGCAGCCGUGCUCGAGACUCUGGCCUCGCUGCUGUCCAAGGUGGGAGCGAUGCUGAAGCAGUUCCUACCGCAGCUUCAGACGACAUUCCUGAAGGCAUUGAACGACCCGAACCGAGCCGUCCGCAUGAAGGCCGGCCUCGCGCUAUCGCAGCUGGUGUUGAUUCACACGCGCGCAGACCCGCUGUUUGUGGAGCUGCAUAACGGGAUCAAGAAUACGGACGACCCGGCUAUACGGGAGACGAUGUUGCAAGCGUUACGCGGCAUAAUAUCCGGCGGCGGCGACAAGAUGUCCGAGCCGUUGGCGUUGAGCGUGCUGACGACUCUGAGCGGGCCGUUACUGGCGCAACCGGAAGAGAGCGCUCGCGCCGGCGUGGGCGGGUGCCUGGGCGCCCUGCUGGCCCGCCUGCCGCCCGCCCACCGGCCCGCCGCCCUGCAGCACCACGUGCUGGGCGCCCCCACGGACAACGCCGCCCUGCUGCACGGCCGCUCCUGCGCGCUCUACGUCGCGCUCAAGGAGGCGCCCGCCCUCGUGUACACCGAGCCCUUCCAGGAACGGAUAGAGAAAACACUGCUAUCAUAUCUUAGCAGUGAACACGUAAUGGUGGUAUGCAGCGGUAUCCGUGGCAUUGCGUACCUCAUGCAAUAUCUGCUCAAAGAAGGCCGCCCCACCCCGCCGAAUCUACUCUCGCAGUUCGUCAGGAGCAUGAACCACUCCAGCAACGAGGUGAAGCAGCUAAUGGCGAGCGCUAGCGCCGUGGGGGCCGGCGGGGCCUCCGCCAGCGGGCCCGGGGCCGACCUCCUGCGGGCCUUGUUACCCGCCCUCGUCAACGGCACCAAGGAGAAGAACACAUACGUGCGCGCCAACUCCGAGCUAGCGCUGAGGGCCCUGCUGCGACUGCCGCACGACGACGCAUUCCCCCAGGAAUGCAUGGAACUGCUCGAGGAGGGCGCCCGCGAGGCGCUGGGCGACGUGGUGGCGCGCGUGCUGCGCCGCUCACACACCGAGCACGCGCGCGACGAGGACCUCGACUACACGCUGCUCACCUGAGCGACGCAAUUCCUACCAUUAAAUAUAUUUAAAUCUUUUCAAAUCAAAAUCGGAA
Molecule: messenger RNA, 8511 nt
Organism: Chilo suppressalis (striped riceborer)
Lineage: Eukaryota; Metazoa; Arthropoda; Insecta; Lepidoptera; Crambidae
Source: the annotation of a GenBank genome assembly